Molecule: messenger RNA, 633 nt
Organism: Hydra vulgaris (swiftwater hydra)
Lineage: Eukaryota; Metazoa; Cnidaria; Hydrozoa; Anthoathecata; Hydridae
Source: RefSeq, a predicted model, not a curated record
AUAUUUUUACGUUUAUUAUUUUUGUAGUAACUUUUUAAAAAGCAUAAGGUAUCAAUAGCAUUAUCUAUAAAGCUACUCUUAAGUUUGGUUACAAACAAUCAACAUGCACUAAAAGCUCAUUGACUUUUAACAGUCUUCAAAUUAGAAUAAAUGCAAUAUAUGGAAGGUGAAGAAUCAAAUAUAUAUUCACAUCACAGUUUAUCAGGUUUAGAAAGACUUCGAGCUGAAAAAUCUCUAGUAUGUUUGCUUCGCGGUUGUCAGGGUUUUACAACUAUGGUAGAACUACGAAAUGAAAAUACUGUAUUUGGAAAGUUACUAAAUUGUGAUGGUUUUAUGAAUCUGACAAUGUCAAAUGUUAUUUAUACAAAAAUAAGUGGCGAAUCACAUGAGUUUUCUGAACUGCAUAUUCUUGGUAAAAACAUAAGGUAUGUUCAUAUUCCUGAUGAGUUAGAUAUAAGAAAAACAAUUGAAAAAGAGCUCAAAAAAAUAAGACGAUCCAGAGAAAGUGGGUCACAAUUUGGUAAUAGAAGAAGAGGUACCAAUUUAAGUGGAGCUAAUAAAAUAGAACAGUUGCCGGCAGUGAAGUAACUAAUUGUAUUGUUUUUAAAGAUGUAAAUAUAUUUUUAUUUAUGA